UGCCUCUCAUCGCUAUCAACAUUGUGGUGAUCGUGUUCAAGCUGAUUCUGGGUUAAUUUCUUCGUUUUUCGUUCGCCUUCUUCAAUUUAUCUAUUUAUUUCUGUGUAUGAUAACUAAAUAUAAUUGACUACAAAAACUACAAAAAAACUACAAAUGAUGAUGAUGGAAAUCGAGGAUGACGAGGUGCCAUCACCUCCGUCCCCUCAUCCCGCUGGUACCACAAUUGGUGGACCAAAUAGCAAAAGAUACAGUGAUAUACUAUCGUUGGACUACUGUACUUUUCGUAUUCCGUACGAAGAGCUGAAUAUUCGAUUCAGAAAUGGGCAAAAAGACCUUGACCGUGCAGCAACGGGCGUCGCAAAAGCAGCCGAGCUUCUCCAAAAAAAGACGGCCGGCUCAAAUGAGCCGGUCUCCCGUGAAUCACUCCGCCGUCACUUUGAUCUACUCAUCCGACAAGUACAAGAAGCGCGAAAAACUGUUGAAAGGAUCACCCAAUCGGAAAUCGAGCAGCUGGAUAAAAUUACGACACGAGCCGACCGGAUUCACGAGGAAUUUGAAGUUACACGUGACAGCGAGAAUCCCAGGAAUACGGAAAAGCUUGAACGACAGAAAUUCUGCAGAUUUAUUGUUUGGCACAUGUUGAGAUGCGGUUAUAUUGAACCGGCGAAGGUUUUGGUCAAGGAAAUGGAGUUGGAAGAUCUCGUCGACGUGGAUGUCUUCGAGAACAUGUACGCCGUGCAACAAGCGCUUCUCGACGGAAAUAUCCAGCCAUGUCUUGCCUGGUGUGACCGUCAUCACCGGAAGCUUCGAAAACUGGAAUCUCGGAUCGAGUUGGUCGCCAGGCAACAGGAAGCAGUGACUUUAAUUGAGCUGGGCAAUAUUCCAGAGGCAGUUGCCUAUGUGAAAAAGUAUAUUGCUCCGAUUGCAAAGGGGAAAUUCACUGAGGAUUUGAAGAAGACAAUGGGCGCCAUUGCAUGUACCCUUGAACAAUCACGUCUUCGAAAUCCGGAGCUCCACGCCGCCGAUCGAUAUCAGAAAUGCGCGGCGCUUUUUAUCGAAGAAGCGCAUCGGAUUUUUGAGAUUCAUGGGAACACGGCGCUCGCCACACUGAUACAAUAUGGUCUAGCGACACAAAAGACCCCGUCAUGUCAUAAUGACGAGAAAACCCCGCUGGAUAAGCAAAAGUGCAUAGUAUGCCGUCCGGACGUGUGGCCAAUUGCCGAGAAUCUUCCCUAUUCCCACGUGGCAAAUUCUCGGAUUUUCUGCUCGUUAUCCGGAAAAUUAUGCGAUGAUGAUAAGAAUAUUCCGUUUCUUUUUCCAUCAGGGCAUGUAAUUGGAUCAGCUGCAAUUGAAAGACUGAAACGAGAUGAUAAUAAGCUAUAUGACCCGAUUCAUAAGAAAUUAAUCGACGAGGAAGAGGCUUUACGGCUAUAUUUUUUGUGAUUUUCCGCGUUUUUUUCGGAUUUUUCAUGCAAAAUCACCCCGAAAUCCCUAUUUUUUAUACAAAAAUUCAACUUUUCCCGUGUAUUAUAUUGAUUUUCAUUGUAUUUCGAGGAUCCCCCGAUAGCUGAAAUAUAUUUCUUCACAAAAAUCGAUAAUCAUUGAUUUUUCCCAAUUUUCCUAUCAUUUUUCGCGAUUUUCAAUGAAAAAUUGGCUUUUCCCCCCU
This is a messenger RNA of Caenorhabditis elegans, 1666 nucleotides long. It is a transcript of the gene maea-1, whose product is annotated as E3 ubiquitin-protein transferase MAEA. Gene Ontology annotation, biological process: proteasome-mediated ubiquitin-dependent protein catabolic process. Gene Ontology annotation, molecular function: ubiquitin-protein transferase activity. Lineage: Eukaryota; Metazoa; Nematoda; Chromadorea; Rhabditida; Rhabditidae. The record is from RefSeq and is marked reviewed. The coding region runs from base 157 to 1443 and encodes 428 amino acids. The transcript has 5 exons. Gene Ontology annotation, cellular component: nuclear matrix.